AUGAGCAAGCUCUCAGUGUCAAGCGUGCGGGGCUCCAUCAAGGAACUCCUUGCCGAGUCCAAUGGCGAGAAGAAGCGCAACUUCAUCGAGACUAUCGAGCUACAGAUCGGUCUCAAGAACUACGACCCCCAGCGCGACAAGCGUUUCUCCGGAACCGUCAAGUUGCCCAACGUCCCUCGUCCGCGCAUGACCAUCUGCAUUCUCGCGGAUGCUGCCGAUAUCGACAGAGCCAAGCAGAUCGACUUGGAGUAUAUGAGCGUCGACGACUUGAAGAAGCUCAACAAAAACAAGAAGCUCGUCAAGAAGCUGGCGAAAAAAUAUGAUGCUUUCUUGGCCUCCGAAGCUCUCAUCAAGCAGAUUCCUCGUCUGCUCGGCCCCGGUCUUUCCAAGGCCGGAAAGUUCCCGACACCCAUCUCGCAUGCGGAGGACCUCUCCAACAAGCUGACGGAGGUACGCAGUACUAUCAAGUUCCAGCUGAAGAAAGUUCUCUGUCUUGGUGUUGCUGUCGGCCACAUCGAGAUGACUGAUGACCAGGUGCUCGCUAACGUCAUGUUGAGCAUCAACUUCUUGGUCUCCCUGCUCAAGAAGAAUUGGCAAAACGUGAAGAGUUUGCACAUCAAGAGCACGAUGGGCAAACCUAUCCGACUGUUCUAA
Messenger RNA from Punctularia strigosozonata HHB-11173 SS5, 654 nucleotides. Its product is annotated as 60S ribosomal protein I1-a. Gene Ontology annotation, biological process: translation. The coding region runs from base 1 to 654 and encodes 217 amino acids. The transcript has 5 exons. The record is from RefSeq and is a predicted model, not a curated record. Gene Ontology annotation, molecular function: structural constituent of ribosome; RNA binding. Gene Ontology annotation, cellular component: large ribosomal subunit. NCBI's taxonomy places the organism in Eukaryota, Fungi, Basidiomycota, Agaricomycetes, Corticiales, Punctulariaceae.